CAGACCUCCCCUGGCUGGACAGCGGUGCCAUGGGCUUUGGGCCGGAGCUGUGGUGCCCGCAGGGGCACAGUGCACUGCUGCGGCUGCAGGAUGGGGAGCUGCGCCUCCUGGAGCUGAUGAAGAAGUGGAUGUCACAGCGGGCCAAGAGUGACCGGGAGUAUGCAGGGAUGCUGCACCACAUGUUGUCCCAGCUGGAAAAGCAGGAGGGCGCUUGGCAGCUCCAUGGCAACCAUGGUGGUCAGAUCGAGAAGAUGCCAUCUCCACACCAUCCCUGACUCGCUUUCUUGCAGUCCUGGUGGGUGCUGGUGAGCCGGACAGAGACGCUGAGCCAGAUCCUGCGGCGGCAUGCGGAGGAACUGGCAGCGGGGCCGCUGGCCAAGCUCAGCCUGCUCAUCCGCGACAAGCAGCAGCUGCGCAAAGCCUUUGACGAGCAGUGGCAGCAGCUCAGCCAGGAGUAUAGCCGGACGACGCAGCAGGAGAUGGAGAAGCUGAAGGCGCAGUACCGAAGCCUGGCCCGUGACAGUGCCCAAGCCAAGCGCAAGUACCAGGAGGCCAGCAAAGACAAGGAGCGGGACAAGGCGAAGGAAAAGUACGUGCGCAGCCUCUGGAAGCUCCAUGCCCUGCACAAUCAGUAUGUGCUGGCUGUGCAGGCGGCUGCAGUGCACCACCAGCACCACUACCAGCGGGUGCUGCCCAGCCUGCAUCAGUCCCUCUACAAUCUGCAGCAGGAGAUGGUCCUCAUCCUAAAGGAGAUCCUCAGGGAGUACUGCAGCAUCAGCAGCCUGGUACAGGAAGACCUUUUGGCCACGCACCGGGAGAUUGCCAGUGCCAUCCAGGCCAUCGACCCUGCCACUGAGUACAGCAGCUUCAUCCAGAGCCACCAGUACGAAUCUGAGGUCCCACCAACCGUGUCCUUUGAUGAGAGCCUGCUGGAGGACACAGAAAACCUGGUGCCAGGGGAGCUGCAGCUGAAUGAGCUGACCCUGGAAAGUGUCCAGCACUGCCUGACAUCGGUUGAGGAGGAGUUGGUGGCCGCCACGGAGGCUGUGAAUAUCAAGGAGCAGCAGAUGCAGGAGCUGAAGACAGAGAUCCAUGAUGAGGAGCAGGGCCGGAGCCCCGGGGAGCGGGUGCACUUGUUGGGCAGGCGGCAGGGGCUGCAUGAGGCGCGGCAGCAGCUCGAGGGCUGCCUCUGUGCCCAGGCCAAGCUGCAGCUGCAGCGGGACGUGCUGGCCAGGAAGCUGGCAGAGUUGGGCACCAGGGACCCCCUGCCUGCCCUGCCUCUGCCCGAGGAUCGGCAGUCCGUCUCCUCCACGGAGCAGGAGCGGAGCGGGGCCAGUGCACUGGAGACCCUCAAGAACCACAUCACAGGGAUCUUCAGCCCAAAGUACUCGCUGCCACCCCCCGUGCCCCUAAUCCCAGAUGUGCAGAAGCCGCUGUGCCAGCAGGUCUGGUACCACGGGGCCAUCCCACGUUCAGAGGUACAGGAGCUGCUGACCUGCAGUGGGGACUUCCUGGUGCGGGAGAGCCAGGGCAAACAGGAGUACGUGCUCAGCGUGCUGUGGGAUGGGCAGCCCCGGCACUUCAUCAUCCAGGCUGUCAGUAACAUGUUUCGGCUGGAGGGUGACAGCUUCCCCACCAUUCCGCUGCUCAUCCAGCACCUCCUGCAGAGCCAGCAGCCCAUCACUCGCAAGAGUGGCAUUGUCCUGGCCAGGGCUGUGCCCAAGGACAAAUGGGUGCUCAACCACGAGGAUGUGCUGCUGGGGGAACGCAUUGGUCGGGGUAACUUUGGGGAAGUGUUCAGUGGACGACUGCGUGCUGACAACUCCCCUGUUGCUGUGAAAUCCUGCCGGGAAACCCUUCCGCCUGAGCUCAAGGCCAAGUUCCUGCAGGAAGCCAGGAUUCUCAAGCAGUAUAGACACCCGAACAUUGUGCGGCUCAUCGGUGUCUGCACGCAGAAACAACCCAUUUACAUUGUCAUGGAGCUGGUGCAGGGGGGGGACUUCCUGACCUUCCUGCGCAGUGAGGGUCCCCACCUCCGGGUGAAGGAGCUGGUCAAGAUGACAGAGAAUGCUGCUGCUGGCAUGGAGUACCUGGAGAGCAAGCACUGCAUCCACAGGGACCUGGCUGCUCGCAACUGCCUGGUGACGGAGAGGAACACCCUGAAGAUCAGUGAUUUUGGGAUGUCACGGGAGGAGGAGGAUGGCAUCUAUGCCUCCACAGGGGGGAUGAAGCAAAUCCCUGUCAAGUGGACGGCCCCUGAAGCACUCAAUUAUGGCCGAUACAGCUCAGAGAGUGAUGUCUGGAGCUUUGGGAUCCUGCUGUGGGAAGCCUUCAGCCUGGGUGCCGUCCCCUAUGCCAACCUCAGCAACCAGCAGACGCGGGAGGCAGUGGAGCAUGGUAUGCGGCUGGACCCUCCUGAGCAGUGCCCUGAGGAGGUGUACCAGCUGAUGCAGCGCUGCUGGGAGUAUGACCCCCGCAAGCGGCCCAGCUUCUGCACCAUCCACCAGGACCUCAUUGCCAUCCGCAAGAGGCAGCGGUGACAGGGAGCACCAGGGGCCCUGGAUCCAUCCCAUGGCAGUGCCUGGGGGCACAGCAGAGCCCUGUCUGGGCAGCGGGUACUGCGAGGUGGCCGUGUGGUGCUUGACCCCCAGGGCAGGGGCUCCUGCAUACCUCAGGGUGGGACAUGGUGCCCGCAGCUCCUGCCCUGCUUCAUCUUGUACAAUAAACACAUGAGCUCUGCAGCUGUGCAUCUA
Messenger RNA from Lonchura striata (white-rumped munia), 2753 nucleotides. The record is from RefSeq and is a predicted model, not a curated record. NCBI's taxonomy places the organism in Eukaryota, Metazoa, Chordata, Aves, Passeriformes, Estrildidae.